AUGGGUCUGGCCUCUCGGCGCUGCCUGCGCGCCGCCAUCCGCGCUACCUUUGCUUCGCCCCUACCGGCCCUGCUCGCGCUCGUCGUCGGCCUCACCUGGGUCGCACUUGUCCCGGGCCUGCUCAACUCGACAUACGUCGAUGAGAAUGCACUGCUGCCCAACGCCGGUGCCACAACUCUCUCGCGCGGUGACGUCGACCGAGCCCUCGCCAGCCUCCGCCCGACGCUGGCCCUCGGCCCGGACGCCGCGUCUCCGGCUCACGCCGCCCUCGGCUCGGCCCUCGCUACGGCCCUUGCCACUCGCCUUGGCGUCCGCUUCUACUCGCACGGAUAUGCUCUUCAUGCACCGCGCGCCGCCGACGGGUCGAUGUGGGCUGGUGCAAACGUGUAUGGCGUUUACACCCCGCCGCGCGCUGACGGCAAGGAGGCCAUCGUGAUCACGACGGCACUUCCGCUCGCAGACUGGGACGCCUUCCUAGCCUCCACGCCUUCAGCGUCUCUGGAUGACGCUGCUGCCCGCCCCGGUGGUGCUGUAGGUCUUGAGGCCCUUGUUGUGGUGGCUCAGGCGGUCCAAGACGCGCGCUGGAUGUCGCGCUCGCUCAUUGUUGUCCUCACCGAUGCUCCGGCUUGGGUUGCCGACCACCGGCCGCAGCUCGCCCUUCCACCGAACCUCGCGCGAUCCAUUGGCUUGCAGGCCUGGAUGGAUGCGUACUACGCAGCCGGCCCGGCUGUCGAUGGUCACCUUCGCUACGAUGCCCUCCACGCCCGCGCCGGCGCGCUUCUUGCAGUCCUCGGCAUCGAGCUGCCCGACACUGGAGUGGCCUCGUGGGCGAUGGACGUCGUUGGCAUCGACGGCCUUCUUCCCAACAUGGACCUCGUCAAUGUCGUGGUCCAGGUCGCGAAUCACCGCGGGUCGGCGGUCGCUUACCCGUCGCCGCGGGCCGAGCUAGUCCCGUACUUGCGGGCGCUUGUUCACGUGGCGGGCAUGACCUCGUACCACGCUCGCAUCCUCUGCAAUGUCUUUUCGUUCCUCGCUGUCCAGGCGGCUUCGGUUCCGCGUGCCGCCACCGGUGUGGUGGCGGCUCACGCUGUGCCGGCGCUCUCGCUUGUUGCCGUGCCGAAGGAAGUUACGGGAGGCUCGGCCGAUCUCGCGCUGCUCACGACCGACAUCACUUUGGCUGCCAACACGCUCUUAGCCACGCUGCGCUCUCUCUCCAACCUCCUCGAGUCUCUGCACGCCUCGUUCCGACUGUACGUGCUCGGCACCGAGCGGCUGUUUAUCUCUUACGGCGACUACGUGUGGCCGCUGGCCUGCGUGGUCGCCACUGCGCUCCUCGCCGCCAUUGCCGCCUACCUCCGCGUAUCGGCUGGCAUUUUCGCCUUUAGUCGGAGCGGUGGCCUUCGGCAGCUUGCGCUUUCGGUGCUCUGCGUAUGGACAAGCGUGCACGCCGUGCCUGUGCUUGUCCUUGCCUUCCUGCCUCAGCUCCACCACCUGGCGCACGCGCUAGUGCCGCCGCUUUUUGCCUCGGUUGCGGCACUUGCGUUUGCGGCCGGCGCUGUAUGGCUGACUGCGCUUGUUGCACUCCCUGCGGUGGUAGCGACGCUGUCGCCGCCGUCGCACCUGUUCUGGCUCUCCAUCAAGUGCAUCAUGCUUCUGGAGGCCGUUUGGGUCAUUGUCUGUGGCUCGCUGCUCAACCUGGGCCUCUCGGCUGUCUUUGCGCUCGUUCUCUGUCUGUUGUACGUGCCGACCGGGCCGUUUGUGCCGCCAAGCGAUGCUGGCCCAGCGCGCACGGCGAUAUCUUGGCUGCUCAAUGCGCUGCAGCUGGUCGUGAUGGUGACAAGCUCGCCGCCGGUGGUGCUGGCGGCGAGUUUGCUGCUUUAA
Messenger RNA from Thecamonas trahens ATCC 50062, 1881 nucleotides. Its product is annotated as glycosylphosphatidylinositol anchor attachment 1 protein. Gene Ontology annotation, biological process: attachment of GPI anchor to protein. Gene Ontology annotation, cellular component: membrane; GPI-anchor transamidase complex. The transcript has 2 exons. Lineage: Eukaryota; Apusomonadida; Apusomonadidae. The coding region runs from base 1 to 1881 and encodes 626 amino acids. The record is from RefSeq and is a predicted model, not a curated record.